Molecule: messenger RNA, 192 nt
Organism: Paraglomus occultum
Lineage: Eukaryota; Fungi; Glomeromycota; Glomeromycetes; Paraglomerales; Paraglomeraceae
Source: the annotation of a GenBank genome assembly
GCCGAAGACCCGGAAAUCAAAGCGUUCUUUAUCGGUCUUAGUAAAGUCGCAAAACAGAGAUCCAAGCGAGACUUACCUCGCAAAAAAAUGCGACGGGGUCAACAUACAGUUGAUCUCGUCGACGUCCACGAUCGCGGGUCGACUAUGGAAGGCCGAAGACCCGGAAAUCAAAGCGUUCUUUAUCGGUCUUAG